UUGGUCAUGCCUCUAGGUCGUCUGGGACAUCCUGCAACCUCCCCUCGUCAACGACACAACCCAUCGAGCGCGCAGAACACUCAUAUUCACCAUGGACGCCUGCCCGACCGAGCUGCACCUCUACAUCUGCCAGCUCGCGUCCUCUGUGGACGACGGGCGCACCAUCCGCGCAUUGGCCAGCGUCUCCCACUACUACCGCUCCCUCGCGCACCACCUCAUCCACACAUCCGUGUCGCUAUCUUCGGCGGAGCGCAUCAUCGACUUCGCGGAGAAGCUCGAAGGCGAAGACGGCGCCCUGCGAAGAGGGGUCAAGCACCUAUUCAUCUCCGAUCGUCAUACCUCCCCCACGCACCGCCCGCGAUCGCAACACGUGCAGGAAUCUAUAGCGCGCGUUCUGAGCUUCACGGGCCCGUCGCUCGAGACGCUCUCCAUACAUUGCAGCAGCUUGCUCUCCAGCGCGACCCUGCUCGCCCAUACUGCCUUCCGGAUACCCUUCCCCCACCUUGAGGAGCUCACCGUGCACGGCCUAUACCCCUUCCCAUCCGAUGCGCAUACCCGACUUCCCCGCCUGCAACGACUGCACCUCUCCGGUCAUCGUAACCCGCAUGGGCUCCUGCAACUCGGCGGGAUCGAGACGGCGUGCCCCGAUCUGCGCGUCCUGCGCGUCGACGGCGUCUCAGGUGCCCCCGCCUUCGCCCGCGAGCUCCAGCAGGCGAUGUGCGAGCUGCGCGACCCGCACCCGCUCGAUGAUGAGCCUGCAGGGUCGACCCUGGAGCUCUUCCCCGCGCGCUUACCUCCAUUGAUCGAGCGCGUCGCCGUGCAGCCGGCGAAGUCGGAAGCUCGGUCUGCAGGGAGGGCCGUAAAAGAAAACGCGAUGAUGCGCGUAUUUGAGUCUAUGUGCGAAGAGUUCGGGCAGGGUUCGGUCGAGGAUGGCGAGGGGUCUGCGAAGGGAGCGCCGGGCUUGGACGAUGAUGAUCUCGCGUUCGCAUUGAUCAAGCCUCCAUCGGGUACGGAGGAUAUGUGCACGGCUAUGCGGGAUCUUUGGGCGCGGAGGAUAGGUGGCGGCGAUGAUGGACUUAUUUAUUCGUAGUAUUUAUACGCACCUGUAGCAUGGCAUGGAAUCCGGAUUGCUUGUAUCUCACGUCUUGAUUCUACAAUCAUAGAAACAUACCGGUC
This is a messenger RNA of Schizophyllum commune H4-8, 1176 nucleotides long. RefSeq lists its product as uncharacterized. The record is from RefSeq and is a predicted model, not a curated record. Lineage: Eukaryota; Fungi; Basidiomycota; Agaricomycetes; Agaricales; Schizophyllaceae. Bases 92 to 1090 code for a protein of 332 amino acids. The transcript has a single exon.